This is a messenger RNA of Scutellospora calospora, 965 nucleotides long. The record is from the annotation of a GenBank genome assembly. Lineage: Eukaryota; Fungi; Glomeromycota; Glomeromycetes; Diversisporales; Gigasporaceae.
ACGAACUCGAAAAACAUCUUUCACAAAAAUGCAAUUCACGUCCACGACCAAAUCCACCUUACUUUUCACUUAAUGUUAAUUGCACAUUAUCCACUCCAUCCGAAAUUGUGAUGGAGGAAAAAGUCGUACUUUCAGAAUUAUCCAAAGAAAUUUUAGAUUCAUUAAUUAAUAAUGUAAAUUAUUGGUAUCAAAAGUUUGUUCCCGCAAGUUUUGAAAGUAUGGUAUUGGAUCAUGAAGUUUUGAAGGAAAAAAAUAAGCAUGCUACUCAGCAGGCAUCGAUUUUAGGUCAUAUGACAAGGUUGAAUUUAUUACAACCAGAUGGGUGUUUCAUUGAAUUUGGUUGUGGCAAAGGUGAAUUAUCAUAUUUUACAAAACUUGCUAUUCGAGAUGAAGACGAUAGAACUUCCUUCCUUUUAAUUGAUAGAAAAAAUACACGUGGUAAGUUUGAUUCAGGGAUCAGAGAAGGAAGACAAUUAUCCGAUAAAAAAACUCUUGUAAAGCGGAUUGGAAUGGACAUUAAAGAUUUAGAUCUAUCAAAACUUGAUUAUAUUAAGAAUAAAAAAAUUAUAGCAUAUUCCAAGCAUCUAUGUGGAUCUGCUACUGAUGUUACUUUAAAAUCGCUGAUAGAUUAUUUCAAGUUAAAUAAAGAAGAGAACCAAAUAAUUGGAAUAAUUAUAGCACUGUGUUGUCAUCAAUUAUGUCAAUACCAUAUGUAUCCAAACCAACAAUAUCUUGAAAAUAUCGGAAUUACAGAUGAUGAUUUCAAGAGAAUAUGUACUAUGAGUAGUUGGGCUAUUUAUCAUUCUUCAAGAGAAAUUUUAGGUUAUAAAUGUAAACGUAUAUUAGAUUACGGUCGUCUUAAAUAUUUACAAGAAAAUGGCUUUGAUGUAGAAUUAAUUUAUUAUGUAGAAUCAUCAACUUCUUUAGAAAAUUUGGCAUUAAUGGCUGUUCCGAGGAAAAAUUGA